UUCAAUUAAACGUGGUGUACCGUCUGCCGUCAACCGUGUAUAUCAUACAUGAAAGUGUAAACUUGUGUAUUUGGAAUUAAAGUUCAUAAUUAUAUUAAACAAAAACCAUUCACAAUGUCUUCAAAAUUUUUUCUUAAAGGCAAAUCUAGGCAAGUACACAAAAGAAAAAGCGAAAUUAUUAAUAAAAAGAAGGCCAAAAAACCAAAUGCACCUAACCUCGAAAACGGUCAUGAAUCCUCGGAAAGUGAUUUAGAAAUAAAACAAUUCUCAGACGCUGAACAAUCUGAAAGUGAUCACGAAACUGCAGAACAAAAAAAGCUUAGAUUAGCAAAAAAAUAUCUUCAAGAAAUCGAAAAAGAAGAAGCUAAACGAGCUGAACUGCAAGAUGUAGACGAUGCAAUAGAGAAAAGAUUACAAAGAGACUAUUUAGAACAAAAAGGUAAAUUACGAAUUCAAGUAGCUAGUAAGUAUAUUGCUCCUUCGAAGAACGAUGUUCGGUUAAUUCGCGCCAAGGAACAUCGCCUAGCAUUAACAUCUAUAAGUGUAAGCAAUGAUGGUCAAUAUGCUUUUACUGGCUGCAAAAGUGGUACUUUAAUUAAAUGGGGCAUAAAAGAGAAGAAAAAACUUGGGGUGGUUACUUUUAAAACACAUUCACAAUUCAUAAAAGGAGGAAUCACUUCAUUAGCUCUUACCACAGACAUAAAAUAUUUAGCAACUUCAGAUGAUUCUAAUGAUAUUCAAAUCUGGGAUCCCCAUUCACUAAAACACCUUCAUACGUUUAAAGGCCAUAAAGGAACAGUUAUUGGUCUAGUAUUUAGAAGGAACACACAUGAUUUAUACUCAGCAUCAAAAGACAGGUCGGUAAAAAUUUGGUCAUUGAGUGAAAUGGCAUAUGUUGAGACCUUGUUUGGUCACCAGUCUCCUGUUACUGCAAUUGAUGCACUUACAAGAGAAAGAGCAAUUACAGCUGGAGGAAGAGACACAACUGUAAGAAUAUGGAAAAUUGUUGAAGAAUCACAGCUAAUAUUUAAUGGACCACAAGGAAGUUUAGAUGAUGUCAAGUUAUUAGAUGAAGAACAUUUUCUAUCAGGUAGUGAUAAUGGGACCAUUUGCUUAUGGAGUGUAUUAAAAAAGAAGCCACUUUACUCAGUACCAGAAGCUCAUGGUUCAGAAAAUGGCGUUCCUAGAUGGAUAACUUGUCUUACAACAUUAUUAAACUCCGAUCUUUUUGCAUCGGGAUCAUAUGACAGUCAUAUACGGUUAUGGAACAUAUGUGAUGCUUAUAAAAAGUUUGAACCUAUUUUUAAUGUAGAAAUAAAUGGUUUUGUGAACAGUAUGCACUUUACAAGUGACGGUAAACAGUUAUAUGCAGCAGUGGGACAGGAACAUAAAUCAGGAAGAUGGUUUAAAAAAAAUAAUGCUAAAAAUGGUUUAUUUGUUAUUAGUUUUAAUUUUAAAUUAGAUAAAUAAAAAAAUAUUAUUUUCAAUA
This is a messenger RNA of Pieris napi, 1489 nucleotides long. RefSeq names its product U3 small nucleolar RNA-interacting protein 2 (gene U3-55K). Lineage: Eukaryota; Metazoa; Arthropoda; Insecta; Lepidoptera; Pieridae. Bases 115 to 1470 code for a protein of 451 amino acids. The transcript has a single exon. Gene Ontology annotation, molecular function: snoRNA binding; protein binding. The record is from RefSeq and is a predicted model, not a curated record. Gene Ontology annotation, cellular component: small-subunit processome.